CAACACUCAACAUUCAAACUAGAUCUUCCACGUUCAAGCCCGGGCAUGACCUAGAUCCACGCAAUGUCCGAACGCCCAAGCCUGACCAAGCGACGAAGCUCAAACGACAGAGGCGUUUCUCCCCCUCCGACAAAGCGACGGCAACAAUCCGCAACGACAAGCAAGGCUGUUGCGAACUUCUUCACUCCAGUGUCCAAGAAAGAGCCGGAAAAGAUGACGUGGCGUAUUGUCAAAGAUAGCUUGUUGGUUGGUCGUUACGGCGCAUCAUCUGCCACGACUGGUAAACGUAGGAUCGCCGCGUUUGACUUUGACUCGACAUUGGUAACUCCAGCCUCGGGGAAGAAGUUUGGGAAAGACGCUACGGAUUGGAAGUGGUGGCACGGGAGUGUUCCAGGGAGGUUGAAGAAACUACACGAGGAAGGAUAUGUCAUCGCUAUCGUCAGUAACCAAGGAGGUAUCAGCCUAAAGUCGGAUCCCAAGACCGUCAAGUCUGACCAGAAACGAUUGGCGGACUUCAAGAGCAAGCUCUCAGCAGUACUUACCCAGCUCGAUCUACCCAUCUCCGUGUAUGCGGCUACGGGAAGGGAUCAGUACCGUAAGCCUAGAGUAGGCAUGUGGCAGGAACUGAUGGAUGACUGCGACUGUGACAGUGCGGAUGCUGUUGACCUGGAAACCUCAUUCUUUGUGGGCGAUGCGGGUGGUCGCGAAGCGGUCCCUGGGGGAGCAGUCAAGGAUCAUUCGUGUGUUGACAGAGAUUUCGCAGCCAACGUAGGCCUAUCUUUCCACACACCCGAAGAGUUUUUUCUGCACGAGGAACCAAGGCCGUUUGUCAGAGCCUUCGACCCAACACAAUAUAUCAAGGAUGCAACAGACAAUUCAACAUCUUUACGAGUUUCUCAGUUCACAAAGUCCAACCCCCUCGAUAUCGUCCUGUUGUGUGGCAGCCCAGGGGCAGGCAAGUCGUCUUUCUAUUGGAAACAUCUGCAGCCACAGGGCUACGCACGCGUGAACCAAGACAUUCUCAAAACCCGCGAAAAGUGCAUCAAAGUAGCCUCCGCCCUCGUUAAAGAAGAAGCGACAAGCGUUGUCGUCGAUAACACAAACGCGGACCCAGACACGCGCGCGGUAUGGGUGCAAGUAGCGCAGAAGCUGAGUGUACCUAUACGCUGCGUUCUAUUCACUGCGCCGGCAAAGCUAUGUGAGCAUAACGAUGCAGUACGGGCUAUGAACUUGGGAUCUCGGACCAACCCCGAGAGUCGCUCUCUCUUGCCGAAGCUCGCCUUCACAAGCUUUGCAUCGCGGUACCGUGAGCCUAAAGUCGACGAGGGAUUUCAAGAUGUCACUAAUGUCGACUUUGAGCUCGAGGGUGACGACGAACUCAAGAAACUAUGGGGUCGUUAUUGGAUGUGAUGCGAAUAGAGUCACUCGGCCGUUGUGCGGGACAGAAGUUGGUAUGAGUUCUGGACGCGGAUUACGAUGGUGUGAUGUGUGUGGAGAACGGUGAAAUUCAUGAUUGGCUGGGAUAGUGAUGUGAGUAUGCGAACUGCACGUUUUUCUAGCUGAAGAGGGGCCGCGCCCGCAGGAAUUGGCUUGUACAUGGGAGGAGAUUUGCACAUUGGCAUGCCGGGCUGCUUUGGCUACUUUGUUGAGUAGUAGAGUCGCCUAUCCUUGCUUGGUACCCGACGGCCAAAUGCGUCAUUGGAAUGCUAUUUCUUUUGACUUUGUCAAUUGUCGAGCAUUUCAUGUUGAUGGACGUUGAUUUACACUUGAUCUGUUGCCAUAGAAAUA
Dothidotthia symphoricarpi CBS 119687 is the source of this 1788-nucleotide messenger RNA. RefSeq names its product PNK3P-domain-containing protein. NCBI's taxonomy places the organism in Eukaryota, Fungi, Ascomycota, Dothideomycetes, Pleosporales, Dothidotthiaceae. The transcript has 9 exons. Gene Ontology annotation, molecular function: double-stranded DNA binding; polynucleotide 3'-phosphatase activity; ATP-dependent polydeoxyribonucleotide 5'-hydroxyl-kinase activity. The record is from RefSeq and is a predicted model, not a curated record. The coding region runs from base 64 to 1410 and encodes 448 amino acids. Gene Ontology annotation, biological process: DNA repair.